Aphanomyces astaci is the source of this 1020-nucleotide messenger RNA. RefSeq lists its product as hypothetical. The record is from RefSeq and is a predicted model, not a curated record. Bases 1 to 1020 code for a protein of 339 amino acids. NCBI's taxonomy places the organism in Eukaryota, Oomycota, Saprolegniomycetes, Saprolegniales, Verrucalvaceae. The transcript is spliced from 2 exons.
AUGGAGCGUCGGUCGUCUCUUCGGAAGCGCAGUGGGUCUCUUCCACAGCGUCGGCGAUGGCUCCACCACGGCUUUGCUAUCUUGGGGCUGCUUAUAUUGGCCGUGGUAUCUUGUGCGUGUCUAACCGUGAGUCUUCAUCCCAUGUUUACGGACCCACUGGUCCACCCUGCCAUAUCGUCUGCAACCUUGAGUUGCCCUGUUGAGACCCGGUAUUACCUUGUCGCAAGUGGCGGUCUCACUGCCACGUGGUUUGUCGUGGGUCUUGUCGCCUACGUGUCACAUACACAGCCACCUGCCAUGCCCGUGUUGGCCAUUCUGCAUUGCUUUGCAACUAUCGUGGUUGGCAUCGUCGGGGCCAUUCUUGGAGCGCACAAAGGGUGCGCCCAGGCCAACCCGACGCUGUUUGCGCUGACCAUCGCGACCUCGUGUCUGUUUGUCACUGUGUGCGUUCCGUUGAUGGGCAUAUUGGUGCAUUAUGUCGUGCGCAACGUUUCCGCCCCAGGCUCGAAAACGUCCGGGGUGCUCGCUGCCUUGCGAUGCGCCAACGUAUCCCAUAGCACCCGACGAGCCCUCGCGACUCUGCCGUUUGGUGCGUUGGUUGUCGUGGCGGUGAUUCUGGCGGUCGUCUACUCCAACCGCGACCAGAGCUCCGGCUGCCGCGAGCCGUUCGUGCUAUUUUUGAUCGUCUCAAGCGGUUUGUUUGGGUUCAUUCUGGGCCUGGCGCUGUGGUGCUACCUCCAUCCGCACUCGACAGCGUCGUACUUGGCGUGCCUGCUACUCGGCCACGGCAUCGCGAGUGUGGCGUGGGCCACCGUCGGCACGAUCUGGAUCCGGACCGACGCCGCCAGUCCGGCGCAAUGCUCGCCCGGCCUCGUCUCCGCCGUUCACCACCUUCGCAUGAUGCUGUUCGUGCUGGGGAUUCUCGUGACGACACUCACGUGCUGCUGCAAACUCGAGCGCGUUUGCUUGCCGCUGGUUGUGCCCACCGAAUCCCAGCUUUCAACUGUUCAAAUAGUGUAA